This is a messenger RNA of Fonsecaea multimorphosa CBS 102226, 1437 nucleotides long. RefSeq lists its product as uncharacterized. NCBI's taxonomy places the organism in Eukaryota, Fungi, Ascomycota, Eurotiomycetes, Chaetothyriales, Herpotrichiellaceae. The transcript is spliced from 4 exons. Gene Ontology annotation, cellular component: fungal-type vacuole membrane; vacuolar proton-transporting V-type ATPase, V1 domain. The coding region runs from base 1 to 1437 and encodes 478 amino acids. Gene Ontology annotation, molecular function: proton-transporting ATPase activity, rotational mechanism. The record is from RefSeq and is a predicted model, not a curated record. Gene Ontology annotation, biological process: proton transmembrane transport.
AUGUCAUUGAGUCCCCCAGCCUAUCUCAGUUCCCUACAGAGCAACAUCAGAGCUCGUCCAAUACCUUGGGACGGUGCUGUUCGAGCCGGAAACCUAACAGAAGACCAGCUCAAGAGAAUCAGGUCGGUUGACAAGGUCAGGAAAGAGCAGCGGAAACAGACAAUCGAGAAAGAUGUGAACAGCUACAGCUCCCUGCUUGUCGGCGGUACAGAUGGUGGUAGUGUGCUCGAAAAAGCUUCAAAACGCAGCGACAUCGUCCAAUACACCCUGGUACUGGCAACAGAUCUUAUCAAUGAUGCUCCAGAUCUCGCAAAAGCUAUCCUACAGCAUCCUGAACCCUACAAGAGCUUCUUAUCCUUACUCAAUCAAGGGAACAGCCCAGAGGACCCCAUUCCACUGCUCUCAGCCACAUUUCUCGUCAAUCUUAUUGCCAUUUCUUUAACGACCUCCUCACGCCCAACCAAGCGAGAUGACGAGGCGCUCCCGCAGGUCUACUCGUACCUGGCCAAAUUGGUCAAGAACCAAGACAGUGGGUUACAAGAUAUUGGAGUACAGCACAUGUCACAACUUCUACGAACGAAACGAUCAAAAGAGCUGUUUUGGAACCAGAGACAGGAUACCGUUGACCCCUUAUUCGAUAUCCUGAAAAAGGCUGCCGGGGCUGCUAAGGACAAUGACUCUACGCUCUGGAGUGGCAACGCUAGCAUAAGAAGCAGUGACACGAGGUUUGGCGAAGGGGUAGGGCUGCAAUUGAUGUACCAUGUGUUGCUGGUAAUAUGGCAGCUCAGCUUCGAGGGUGAGCUUGUGGGUGAAGGUCUUGAAAAGGAUGAAGAGAUUGUGCCGCUGUACACACAGCUGCUGCGGAUGUCACCAAAGGAGAAGACCACCCGACUCCUGUUGGCAACACUUAACAACCUCCUUGCAACCAAUAAGGAGACGCUGAUUGCAACUGCCACAACCGCCAGGCUUCCUGCCCUCCUGAGCAACCUGAGCAGUCGUCAUCUGACUGAUCCCGAUCUAUUGGAGGAUUUGGAAGCCCUCAAGACGAUGCUGGAAGAAUACACGAAGAAUCAGACAACAUUCGACGAAUACGCCGACGAGGUAAACUCGGGCCAUCUACGCUGGUCACCACCUCAUCGUAAUCCGACCUUCUGGCGUGAAAACGCACGCAGAAUCCUGGAAGACAAAAGCGGCGAACUCCCUAAGAAACUGACCGAGAUCCUGUCCAAGGGUUGGGAGUCGGACAAGCAAGUGUUGGCCAUCGGGUGCAAUGACGUGGGCCAUUUGGUGAAGCAAGUGCCGGAGCAGCGGACUGCGCUCGAGAAACUAGGUCUCAAGGCUCGACUUCUGGAGUUGAUGGGCGAUCCCGACGAGAAUGUAAGGUGGGAGAGUCUCAAAGCCGUGGGGGAAUGGAUGAGAUACACGUUCGACAAAUGA